AGCAACACAGAGAUUCCAGAAGAGAAAGGAAACAAAUAAUUCCAAAAACCUUCUCUCCUAAUCGCAAUCAUCAAGAACCUUGCAAGAUCUGGUUUAGAAAGACCAUGGAAGAAGGAGAUUUGUUCAAUUGCUGCUUCGGCGAGAUUAAUAGUGGCGGCGUGACCAUGAAUAAGAAGAAGAUGAAGAAGAGCUAUAACCAGAAGAGGUUCAGUGAGGAACAGAUCAAGUCACUUGAGCUUAUAUUUGAGUCUGAGACGAGGCUGGAACCGAGGAAGAAGGUGCAGGUUGCUAGAGAGCUAGGGUUGCAACCUAGACAAGUGGCUAUAUGGUUUCAGAACAAGAGGGCUCGUUGGAAAACUAAGCAACUUGAGAAAGAGUUUAACAUUCUCAGAGCCAGUUACAACAAUUUGGCUUCACAAUUUGAUAUCAUGAAGAAAGAAAAGCAAGCUUUGGUCUCUGAGUUGCAGAGACUAAAUGGAGAGAUGCAAAAGCCUAAAGAAAAAAGGGAUCAUGAGUGUUGUGGUGAACAAGGAGUGGCUCUAAGCAGCAGCACAGAGUCACAUAAUGGAAAGUGUGAGCCAGAAGUGAGGUUAGAUAGUGAAGGGAUUGUUCUGUGUAAUGAUGGUGACAACAACAACAACAUCAUCAAAACAGAGUAUUUUGGGUUCGAGGAAGAGACUGACCAUGAGUUCAUGAGCAUUGUCGAGAAACCUGAUGAUAGUUGCUUGACAUCUUCUGAUAACUGGGGAGGUUUCAAUUCUGAUUCUCUCUUAGACCAAUCUAGCAGCAGUUACCCUAAUUGGUGGGAGUUUUGGUCAUAAAAACAUACAAGAAAUAAACAAAACAUAAGUGAAGAGAAAAAAAAAGAGUGUGGAUAGUUUUGUAGAUUAUGCGAAAAGAAAAAAUCAAAUUUUCUUUGGUAGUAUAUUAAAUCUAGUUUCGAUCUAUGUAUUUUACUAUGUUCAAUACUCUUUUGUAGCUAAUAAGUAGUAAAUCCAAGACUUGCAAAUUAUAGUAAACAAACUAGAUCACUGGAGACGAGAUUCAAGAUA
This is a messenger RNA of Capsella rubella, 1052 nucleotides long. RefSeq names its product homeobox-leucine zipper protein ATHB-12. The record is from RefSeq and is a predicted model, not a curated record. Gene Ontology annotation, biological process: positive regulation of DNA-templated transcription. Gene Ontology annotation, molecular function: sequence-specific DNA binding; DNA-binding transcription factor activity, RNA polymerase II-specific. Bases 105 to 821 code for a protein of 238 amino acids. Lineage: Eukaryota; Viridiplantae; Streptophyta; Magnoliopsida; Brassicales; Brassicaceae. Gene Ontology annotation, cellular component: nucleus. The transcript has 2 exons.